CUUUGCACAGUGUACAAUAGUAAGCAAAGGCAAGAUGGAAUUCCAUAACAAUAAUUGAUUCAUAGCUUUUUUGACCGAAACUGAGAUGAACGUGGUGAAAAGAAAGGGUAUAAAAAACUACUACAUUUAAAAGUACCUUGCUGUAGAUGAAUCAGGCAACUUAAAGCCAAAUGAAAAUGCAGCUUAGAUGGAAGUUAAUAACGAACCGGAGGUCAUAUCUGUUGAAAAUCCAUUGGCCGCAAUAAAAAGAAAGAUCUAUGAGAAGAAUAGUGUGGCUUUCAACUGGAUGGAAGGAAUGGAGUAUAAUCCAUUAUCCCCGGAAUUAUAUAUUCGAAGAAUGGACGUCUCUACUACUACAUCAUCUAAUGAGAAUGAAAAGUCUCAACUCGCAUUAGAAACACAACCUCCAAAAAUUGACUAUCAACCGACACCAAUACAGAAGAAUAACACAGCAUCUUUAGAAACACAACCUCAAAAACUGAACGAUCAACCGACACAAUCCACAUCUCGAGGAAUAUUUCCGAAGAGAAUGGAAAUGCCGGAUUCAUGCUCCGAUGCAACACUAAAAUCACACAUUACGCCAGUAAACAGUUUCAGACAUACCCACAGCUCCGGAUUGAAAAUAAAAAAUAGAACAGACAGCGAAAAUCAACCAUCAACUUCUCAGCACACACCAGACGACAAACAAUUACAAAUCGAAAGAAUAAAAGCAGCCAAAGAUAGAAAUGCAGAAAAAUGAAAAAAAUUAAACUAUUGGAACCUAAACCGUUAUCAAAAAAAGCAAAAAAAAGUGAUGAUCCUAGAGAUAAUUUCUGGUCAGCGAUGUUUCGAAAUGUUAGGAGCAACAAAAAGUAGAUUUAAGUUUCUACUUAUUCACUUUUAUCUUCUUUAAAAGUCUUAGUAUUUUUUCAUUUCUG
This is a messenger RNA of Leptopilina heterotoma, 917 nucleotides long. RefSeq lists its product as uncharacterized. The transcript has 5 exons. The coding region runs from base 188 to 739 and encodes 183 amino acids. The record is from RefSeq and is a predicted model, not a curated record. NCBI's taxonomy places the organism in Eukaryota, Metazoa, Arthropoda, Insecta, Hymenoptera, Figitidae.